UGAUCUGGGGGCUGAUAAAUGAACGAUUGUCCUCCCUGCACAUCUCUAUAACAGGUGGUGGUUGAGGCGGCUUAACAUCAGGGGCCACUAUGGGCUUUGGGCUUUCUAAUGGAUAAACGAAGAACCUUGGUGGGGCAAGGUGGGAGAAAGACGCGGACAUGUCCAAAGCGGAGGAUGGGCGUUGGAAGAACCAGGAUGAUGAUUGUUGCAUUCUUACUGUGGACUCAAGCAGUGAUGAAGAACUUGAUUACUUUGUGUCUGGAAUGAACCUGCAGAAAAGGAACAUCAGCUACGUGGUGAUCAACUCAGACUCUGACGAUGAAUACCUCUGUGAGCAAAAGAGAGCUAAGAUAGCUGAAAUACAUUGCAAAGAUGAGAUUCUGGAAGUGUCUGAUACCGAUGAGCAGCCGCCCCAGGGGUCUCCAAUACUUAUCACUGAUGAUGAUGAUGAUGAUCAUAAUGGCUUGGAGGGCCCUGUGCUAAUAGAAGAUGAUUCGUGUGACGAGGACCAAGCUCCCUCAAAUGAGAUAAAGAAGAAUGAGUUUGCUAUCUCCCUACACCAACCAUCUUAUGAUGUUGGUAAGCAGGAUCUUGGGGAAGAUGUCUGCCAGCCACCAAGUGAUGAGCCUAAGGCUGAGCUAGAGAUUUCAGUUGGAAAGUUGUCAAGUGAUGAAGAGCCUGUACGUUUGGUGGCAAAACCAAGGAAAAGGAAAAAUAAAACCAGACACAUACCUGUGACACCUGUUGUUAAAAGAGCAAAGAAGUAUGGGACUUUAAAGAAGAAACCCGGAGCAGCAAAAUUUGAAAACUGCGAGCCUGGGCAUUCUGAGUGCAAAAUACCUGGGUGUUUCUUGCGUGGCAUUGAGAACUUAAAGCAGUAUUCUGGAAAGAAUUUCAAGCAAAAUAAGGAUGAACUGGUUCAGAGAAUCUACGCUCUGUGUAACAGCUCUGUCUUUGAUAAAAAGAUGCCGGAGAAAAUUGACAUCGGCUGGAAUAAAAAGAUGCUGAGAACUGCUGGUUUAUGCACCACUGGCGAGAUUCGAUACCCGAAGAGGGAGCGUUAUGCUAAGAUUGAGAUUUCUCAGAAAGUCUGCGAUUCUGCAGACCGACUCCGGGAUACUUUGAUCCAUGAGAUAUGCCACGCAGCCUCCUGGCUGCUCGAUGGCGUCCGUGAUUCUCAUGGUGAUGCAUGGAAGUAUUAUGCCCGAAAAUUGAAUAUGGUGCACCCGGAGCUGCCCAAGGUCACCCGUUGCCAUAACUACAAGAUUAACUACAGGAUUCAUUAUGAGUGUACUCAGUGCAAAUUCAGGGUCGGCCGCUACACCAGAUCAUUGGACACCGAGCGCUUCAUCUGUGCCAGGUGCCACGGCUCUCUGGUCCUUCUGCCAUUAACUCGUAAAGAUGGAACCCCCAUUGAGCCCCAUGUGAGACCAUUUGCCAAGUAUGUGCAGGAGAAUUACAGAAUAGUCAGGAAGGAGACGGCAGGGAUAGGUCAUGGGGAUGUGAUGAGAAAGCUCAGCAAGGAUUUUACUGCCAAAAAACAAAGCCAGGUUCGUUGAGGUUAUCUGAGAAUGUAUUUGUGUGAGGUGAAUCAUCUAUUGGUAAGGAGUUUUAGAAAGAUAUCUUUGAUGUUGUGAAGUUAUGAAUAUUAGAAUUUAAAUCCUUCUUUAAAAGCUUCCUGUUGUUAAUGAUGUUUGUUCUUCACUAAGAGUUCUGUUGCUAACCAUUUUGUGCUGAUACCCAAAAGCACUUUGGAUCUACCUUGGGUCUUAUUUAGAUGCUGUAGUUUUAACAUGUAGAGCAAAAUGCAAAAGAGAAAUGAUGUCUGGAGAGUGGCAUGUUGAGAGAAUGAGGCAUGCUGAGAAGAGAACAAGUUUUAAAGACAGUACUUCAAAACCAGAGCUGCUGUGCUGUCAGAUGUAACCUGUUACACCUACCUGGAAGUGAAAUACAGACAUGUUUCAUGAGUUUAGUUGCUCUUGACAUUGUAUGAAGCCACCUGAACAAUGUAACUGUUCAUAAAAUAAAAAUAAACAAAUGUUUUCUGCA
This is a messenger RNA of Delphinapterus leucas (beluga whale), 2049 nucleotides long. The record is from RefSeq and is a predicted model, not a curated record. Lineage: Eukaryota; Metazoa; Chordata; Mammalia; Artiodactyla; Monodontidae.